CACAUGGGGGACAGACUGAGUGAAGAGUGAGAGAGGAGUUAGGCAGGGCUGUAUAUUGUCACCAACCCUUUUUAGCCUGUAUACAGAGGAGGUAGCAGCCAGGAUGAGAAGAAUGAAUGUAGGGGUAAGUGUGGGGGAAUGAUAAAGUAUGUGUACUCCUUUAUGCAGAUGACGUAGUUGUUAUGAGUGAAUGGCAGAUGAGCUUCAAAGUUUGUUGGAUGUAGUGGAUGGCUAUGGUAAAGACUUUGGAGUAAGGUUUAGCAGUGAGAAAAGCAAAGUAAUGAUUCUGAAUGGGUCAGAGGAUGAAAGUAAUGUGGUAUGGAGACUUGGAGAGAAUGAGUUGAGACAGGUGCAAGAAUACAAGUACUCAGGGAUGUGGAUGAGUCCUAGUGGGUGUGCAAAGGCAAAGAAUGAAAAGAUAAAUAUGCUAAACCAGUGGGUAGGUCGACUGGGAAGCGCGGCAAGGAUGAGAGCAAGUAAGUAUGAUGUGUUGAGAGAAGUGUGGAAGAGUGUGGCUGUCCCAUGUAUAAUGUAUGGUAUGGAUGUGAUUGCAUGGAAGGAAAAUGAAAUUGAAAAGUUAGAAGUGGGCCAGAAUAGAGUAGCAAAGAUUGGCACUGAGUCCACCGAGGGGCACAGCAGUUGAAGCCUUGAGAGGUGACAUCGGAUGGCGCACCUUUAGGGAAAGACUCACAAAAGCCACACAAGAUUAGGCUUGAGAGAAUGGAUGAUGCAAGAAUAGCAAGGAAGGUGUACCUGUGGAAUGAAAGUGGAAGCAAAUGGAGGAAGAGAUGCAUGAGAAUGACAGACAGGAGUGGAUUGCAAGUUGUGUGGGCGAUAAGAAUGGCUGGUAGGAAUCAAAAUGAGCGUGAAUGGGUGGUAACAAGAGGAGGAAGAGUGGGAGCCGAAUGGGAUGUGAGAAAAUGGAAGAAUGAGAUAGACAAAGAAGUGAAAUGUGUGGGACUGAAUGAAUGGAAGAAUGAGAUGGAAAGAAAGAAGACCCUGGAAUGGUACAAGGAGAAAGAGGCCCUGAGGUAUGAAAGGUGGUAGGAUGGAAGCCUGGGCGGUGAUCUUCUCUUCCGAGCGAGGGCACAGUGUAUGGAUGUGAAUGCGAGGAGUUACAGGUGGUAUGAGUCCCUGUGCCAGAUGUGUGACAUGGGAGAGGAUGAGACGGUGGAACAUGUGGUGCUGGAGUGUGUGCAGUAUGCCAGAGACAGGAAUGAGAUGAUGCAAGUGAUACUGACUGAGUUAGGGCAUGAUAGGAAUGAAAGAGUGGAGAAGACAGGAAAGGAGUGGAUGGUGUUGUUACUGGGACUGUGUAGAGAGGCGAAUGAAAGGAUGAUUGAGGCGGUGAAGCAGUUUCUGGAGAGAAUGUGGCAUGUCAGAUGUAUGAACAAUUAGGAUAGAGGAUGCUGUUCGUUUCUCUCUUUUUUUUUUUUCCCCUUCUACAGGAGUUGUCGAUCCAAAGGCCUGACUCAGGAGUGAUCCUGUGCCACCUGUACCAUCAAGAUCAAGAUCAAGACAACAGUUCCCACGUGUUUACUUCUACCAUUGCCUAGAAGUCUUGUUCUUUUCGCAAAUUUCCCAAGUAAUUCCCCACCCCGGAGGCCGCCCCCAGUACCCCAGUUCCCUGCAUCCAUGGUUGACCCGUGUGGCUCCUCUCUGGUGGUGAAAGCAAGUGACGGCAAGAUGGUGAUGGUGACCCUGCCCAACCCCCUCCAGGAAAACUUGGAGGAUGUGAUUGAGGUGCAGGGUGUGGGUCAGGGGCAGAAGGUGACGUGCCAGAGUGACGUCACGUUCCCCCAAAUGCAGGCCGGCAAGUUUGCUGACGUCACCAGUCGUCAGUGCACGGCGGGUGCUGCAAGGGGAACUGCAGGAGGUGGACCUGUUCAGCAUCUCAUCCCUCCCUGCCCUCUCCCCUGACAGGAGCAUGCCAGACCCAGGGGUGCCCAAGGAAACGACAAGGGUUACUACCUCUAUGCAGACAAAACCUAACCAACCAGCUUAACCUGAGUCGCCCCUGGAACCGCCCCACCACAGAGGAGGAGGAGGAGGAGGAGGAGGAGACAGUCAUGGAUGAAGGGACGUCACAGAUCAUGCACAUUUGCUUCCAUAUUGGCUCCUGUAUUGCUGAGUCAUUAGAGAGCCUUAAAAGAAGACAGUCAGAUUUAUGGAUGGGGAUGACAGGUGAAAAUAGACAGGUGUUUUUUGUACAGGGACUUCCACGUAGAUAGAGGAUCAACCUGCCAACCAAGUCGCGGUGGAAACUGGCGUACAGCUUCUGUGCCUGAGCCUGCCGUGGACGCAUUCCCAGCCGACUUCUACCAGAACAGCUCGGACACGGCUGGCCAGGACAACCACCGCAACACAGACAUGCACGCACUUGAUAUGGACAUGAAAAUGGAGGGACAGGAGUCCCACGUGAUGGUGUCCGACAGGGAUGCCUCAGUGCAGGAGGGGGAACGGCAGGCAGAGACCCGCAAGCGCCCCUGGGAGAAGCCUGGAGAGUGGCCUGAGGCAGUGAGUGCUUGAGUGGAGCCUUCACACCACACCAGGUUGUGAUGGUGGCGGCAUCUGGGGCAGCAAGAAAGUGGCAGCCAUUUCAUUGUGUUUUUAUAAUCAGUAAAGAAUUGAGAGUAUAGAUAGUGAGAUUAGAAGGAGAAACACUGUGAGAUUAGAAGGAGAAACACUCGUGAAUUUGUCAGAAUAUGACCAUGAACAUAGUGAAGUAUAGCUGAUGAUAAUAUACACAUGAAGUGUCCUUGCCUUGCCAUAUCAAGCUUCUUUUGUAUUUUAUUUCUUUCAGUUAACCGAGCCAAUGAAAGCAGAAUCAAACUUUCCAUUCCAGUCAACUGAACCUGUGAAAGUUCCCAAUCCGGCCAAGCAGGUCUCAGAAGGUGCGGCGUCCAUGCACCCCGUGAUGGUGCUGCACCAGAUGAAGCCUGGCCUGCUGUACAACACUAACCAGACCACCAGGGAUAACAAGCCUUUCUUCACCGUCACCGCCGACAUCGAUGGCAAGGAGUUCUCAGGCAAGGGGACAAAUGUGAAGAAAGCCAAGUUCUUCCUGGCCAACACAGCAAUACUGGGACUGUACGGGGUAGAAUCCACCUUUGAGAUCUCCGCUUAAUAGAAGUACUAGCUGCCUGGGUACUGGCGGCGGUGUGCGGGGCAGGCGGUCCCUCGCACACGUGGCUGUAGAGUCUGCUACGUGAUAAUGACAAAGUAGAUAGGUAGCUACAUAGUAUUUUAACCUGAAGUCCUGUCUGUGAGUGUUGUCUUGUAUGUUGCUGCUUGCUGAAGGCAGGGAAUGUACUGAACUGGACCUGAGUGGCUUACAAAACUCCUGUGGAAAGGAAGUGAUGGUCUGUGCUAAAUGUUGCAGUCUGACGAGUGACGUGGAAUUCAAUUUUUCCACGUGUAAAUUCUUCCAGUCCAGUGUUUACCUUUAUUUUGUUCCAGCUCUGUUACUUAGUGCCAGAGUUAGAAGACUGACAUUUAACGGAAUUCUUAUUUAUGAUUUUGACGUACUUUCUUUUCCCAUUUAUUUACUUAGCCCAUGAAGUGUGGGUGCUCCUUGUAAAUGGUCGGUGCUGAGCCUGCCAUGAAUGCAAAUCAAAUGCAGCUGAUUGUGAAAGACAGGCACAGGAGAAGGGGUCAGUCACUCAUUCCUGCUUGUGUCAGAUCACUCAUCUAGUGUUCUGCUGUGGAGUGGAGUGGGUGAUGAGAGGGCUGUGGUGAUGGGACAGUGACAGACAAGCCCUACUUACUGAAAACAAAAGUGUGCGAACUCAUCACAUCAACACUUAUUUAGCUUCCUGACAAAAAUGGCAUCCAGUUUCAGAUGUUUAAGGUAUUUAACUCAUCUAUUUAUUUAAAGGUACCCACUCUUUAUGGGUUAAAUGAAAGCUGUACUCUAGUUUAGCAGUCAGUCUCACCACUUGGUUUAAUGUGAGCAGGUAAGGAAGCCCUAGAACCUGGCCCUUGGUUAGGUUCUGGUGACUUCUGGCUGGAAUCUCAGUACCUUAAUUUCUCUUCUGGUUGAAACUUUCUCCUCAAACACAACUGGCUGGAGCUGAGUCCUGGGAUGGUCAGCUGUUUAAAUAUUACUACACAAAAUGUUAUGAGUUUGAAUACAUAAUGAAAAUUUCUUUAAUGUGUAUGUAUGUAAAGGUUAUAAAAGCAAGUAUUUUUUUUCUUUUUCAAUUUUUGUAUAUAAUUGAGGUUAAGAUGAAUUUGAAACAUUGAUUGCAAUUUAUCAAGCUGGUGUUUUUGGUUUUGAAGGAAGUGUAAGUGCAAGAGGUAUGAAUUUGAAACAUUGAUUGCAAUUUAUCAAGCUGGUGUUUUUGGUUUUGAAGGAAGUGUAAGUGCAAGAGGUAUGAAUUUGAAACAUUGAUUGCAAUUUAUCAAGCUGGUGUUUUUGGUUUUGAAGGAAGUGUAAGUGCAAGAGGUAUGAAUUUGAAACAUUGAUUGCAAUUUAUCAAGCUGGUGUUUUUGGUUUUGAAGGAAGUGUAAGUGCAAGAGGUAUGAAUUUGAAACAUUGAUUGCAAUUUAUCAAGCUGGUGUUGGUUUUGGUUUUGAAGGAACUGUAAUUGUGCAAGAGGUAAUCAUUUGAUCAGAGUGGAAUUAAUGAAGCAGUUUACCACACCAGUAUUGUCAUUCCUGCUCCCUGUGUGUCCACCUUACCUCUCACACCCUGACGUUUGCCUCAACGCCUUCAUUUAUCACCAAUGCAGUUAGGUAAAUUAUCACUUAUUACUAUUUUCUCAUAUGAAUUCAGAAACACUGUCAGCUUAUCAAAUAGUGUAUCUGUUAAUAUAACCUUUUGUAGGCAACUUGUCCUGUAACCACCUAUGACAUUUUAGGCUCAUUUUUGUACCAGCCUCUUCAACAGUUCUAUAGCUUAUGGAAAACUAAAUUAACUUCCUAUUCUCUCAUUUCCUCUGUCCAUACCAGCAGUUCUCAUAGUACUCUCAAUGUUGAAGGAUGAUAGCAGUCCAAGGGCAGAGCUAGUGAGUUUCUUUGAGUCUCCCCAAUAAUUGUUUUCUUUUGUAGCUUGCGGUGAAGAGGAGGAUAAUAGCGGUAAUUAAAGGUUUAGUGAUUAUAUGAAAAAAGUAUUUUUAUAAGGCGUGUAUUCGUGGGAGUGAUUUAAAAGUCUUGAAACAUUUAUUAUAAAUAGUCUUUACUUAUUUCAACUGUAGUUUUCUCUAAUCAAUGGUAAUACGAAUAAUAGAAUUACAUCAUGUUGCGUCAGCCUACCAGUAACUCAUAAGGUAUCAUACCCUAGCUUAUAAAAUAUGUUAGUAAUUUAGAAUUCAAUUAUUAACUUCAACUAAUGUCCAGCCUAUAUGCUCACCUUGCUAGCCAAUUAUUCCUGCAUUUUUAUUUAAACUCACGGUUCAGUAAAAUUAUUUGUGAAAGAAGAGAGAGAGAGAGAACUAGCUAAGGUUCCAAUAACUUCAGAUGCCUGUGGGUGUUGAGGGAGAGAGCACAAAAUGGCGUCUCCCUUCCCUCUGGCAACAGGUGGGUCUCGUAGCUCUGAAAUAUUUGAUUUUUCUUUUAUUUAGAAGUGAAUAUUACUGUUCAUGUUUAUUAUUCAUGUCUAGUGAAGAUAUAGUGACUGUACGUGUUGACAGAAUGGCGUCUCCCUUCCCUCUGGCAACAGGUGGGUCUUGUAGCUCUGAAAUAUUUGAUUUUUCUUUUAUUUAGAAGUGAAUAUUACUGUGUUCAUGUUUAUUAUUCAUGUCUCUAGUGAAGAUAUAGUGACUGUACGUGUUGACAGAAUGGCGUCUCCCUUCCCUCUGGCAACAGAUAAAAUAGCCGGUGUUGGUCCCACGUGGAGACAGGCCACAGUCUUGGGAAAGCGUUAGCCAUGUAAUGUUUCUUUAGUCAAAUAUAAUCUACUGUGAAUGUGUUGUGAGCAAUAUUAUUGCCGUAGAGAAGUGAUGGAGGAAGGCUGUGACGUUAUUUAGGGAUAUAACGGUGCCCAGAAUGAAUGGUGGUCUUGAGGAGUUAUAAAAGUAAUUAUUUUCUUGUGUAUUCGUAGUGUUAAGUAACGGAGUAUAAGUGUAUAUGCCAUACCAGAAUUUCAAGUGUCAUAGUGGGUCAAUCAACCCAAAGAAUCCCAUCAGUAUUAUUCAUUUAAUUAUUUUUGCUAUUUUUAUAUUUUUCGUUCCUCCUAAUAAAGCCACACUGUAGG
Messenger RNA from Scylla paramamosain (green mud crab), 6196 nucleotides. Its product is annotated as interleukin enhancer-binding factor 3 homolog. NCBI's taxonomy places the organism in Eukaryota, Metazoa, Arthropoda, Malacostraca, Decapoda, Portunidae. The record is from RefSeq and is a predicted model, not a curated record. Bases 2816 to 3127 code for a protein of 103 amino acids. The transcript is spliced from 10 exons.